AUGGAAACGCUGGAGUCAGAGCUGACCUGUCCAAUCUGUCUGGAGCUUUUUGAGGACCCACUUCUCUUGCCCUGCGCUCACAGUCUUUGUUUCAACUGCGCCCACCGGAUCCUGAUCUCCCACUGCACCCCCAGCGAGCCUAUUCAGUCCAUCAGCGCCUUCCAGUGUCCAACCUGUCGCUAUGUCAUCACCCUCAACCAGAAGGGCCUAGAGGGACUCAAACGCAACGUGACCCUGCAGAACAUCAUCGACCGCUACCAGAAAGCCUCUCUGAGCGGACCUAACUCCCCUAACGAGACCCGCCGGCAGCGAGCCGUCCCUGACAGCAGAGCCAUGACUUCUCCGGCUGACCGGGUGCAGUGCCAGUUCUGCGAGCAGGACCCGCCGCAGGACGCCGUGAAGACCUGCGUUACCUGCGAGGUGUCGUACUGCGAGGAGUGCCUGAAGGCCACCCACCCGAACAAGAAGCCUUUCACUGGCCACCGGCUGAUCGAGCCGCUGCUGGACUCUCAUCUGCGGGGGCUCAUGUGUCUGGAGCACCAGGACGAGAAGGUCAACAUGUACUGCGUGACGGACGAACAGCUGAUCUGUGCACUGUGUAAGCUCGUCGGCCGGCACAGAGACCACCAAGUGGCAGCCCUCAGCGACCGAUACGACAAACUCAAGAAUUUGCAGAAUAAGUUAGGCCAGAGGACAAGUCUUAACUUCUCUCCCUUGUCUGAUCAUGCUGUCAUUGGGCAGAAAUCUCCUGGCCGCUUUCCCUGUGUGGGGCGUGAUCUUUCACACCAGGAGGCAGACCAGCAAGCCUUGGAUUCCAACCACAGUAAUCUAAUCAAAAGGACCAGUGAGUUGGAAAGCUUGAUGGGCAAACUCAUCCAAACCUGCCAACGUGUGGAAGUAAAUGCAUCACGGCAAGAAAACAAGCUGCUGGAGGAGUGUGACCUGCUGAUUAAUAUCAUACAGCAGAGGAGACAAAUCAUAGCAACUAAGAUAAAGGAGGGAAAGGCAGUGAGGCUGAGGAAGCUAGCGCAACAGAUAGCCAGCUGCAAGCAGUGCAUCGAAAGGUCCUCCUCCCUUAUCACUCAGGUUGACCAAACCCUGAAGGAGACCGAUCACGCUCGCUUCCUUCAGACAGCUAAAAGCAUAUGUGAGAGAGUGUCCAUGGCAACGGCAUCGUCUCAAAUCCUUUUACCGGAAAUUAACCUGAAUGACACCUUUGAUACAUUUGCUUUGGACUUCACAAGGGAGAAGAAAAUGCUUGAGAGUUUGGAUUACCUGACAGCACCGAGUCCACCCGUAAUCCGUGAGGAACUAUGCACAGCCUCUUAUGACACCAUCACGGUUCACUGGACAUCAGAUGAUGAAUUCUCUGUCGUAUCGUACGAACUCCAGUACGCCAUCUUCACCAGCCAGUCUAAUGUUGUCAGUUUGUGUAAUUCUGUCGACAGCUGGAUGAUCGUCCCAAAUAUCAAGCAAAAUCACUACACUGUUCACGGACUCCAGUGUGGCACUAAGUACAUUUUCAUAGUGAAAGCCAUAAACCAGGCGGGGAAUCGCAGCAGUGAACCAGGGAGACUCAAAACCAACAGUCAGCCAUUCAAAUUAGACCCAAAGUCUGCCCAUCGGAAGCUGAGGGUGUCUCACGACAACCUGACGGUAGAGAGGGACGAGACCGCGUCCAAGAAGAGCAGCAGCCAGGACCGCUUCUCCAGUAACAGCAGCUACGGUGUCACGGGAAACGUUUACAUCGACAGCGGCCGCCAUUACUGGGAGGCCCUGAUCGGAGGCAGCACAUGGUUUGCUGUGGGGGUUGCUUACAAGUCAGCGCCAAAGCAUGAGUGGGUUGGCAAAAACUCAGCCUCCUGGGUACUGUCUCGCUGCAACAACUCGUGGGUGGUGCGGCACAACAGCAAGGAGAUUCCCAUCGAGCCCUCCCCACACCUGCGACGUCUCGGGGUGCUGCUGGACUAUGACUCCGGAUCGCUGUCUUUCUACGACGCCGUGGGCUCGCAGCACCUGUACACCUUUGACAUCACUUUCGCUCAGCCAGUCUGCCCAGUCUUCAACGUGUGGAACAGAUGUUUGACAAUCCUCAGCGGGCUGCCCAUCCCCGAUCAUUUGGAGGGGACAGACUACAACCACUAA
This is a messenger RNA of Menidia menidia (Atlantic silverside), 2145 nucleotides long. NCBI's taxonomy places the organism in Eukaryota, Metazoa, Chordata, Actinopteri, Atheriniformes, Atherinopsidae. The record is from the annotation of a GenBank genome assembly.